Messenger RNA from Apodemus sylvaticus (European woodmouse), 5864 nucleotides. It is a transcript of the gene Slc25a27, whose product is annotated as solute carrier family 25 member 27. The transcript has 8 exons. Bases 1405 to 2472 code for a protein of 355 amino acids. Gene Ontology annotation, biological process: response to cold. NCBI's taxonomy places the organism in Eukaryota, Metazoa, Chordata, Mammalia, Rodentia, Muridae. The record is from RefSeq and is a predicted model, not a curated record.
GGAGAAGCUUCUGCCGCUCACGCAGAGAUGGCCCCGGGCGAGCAAGUUCCUACUGUCCGGCUGCGCCGCAACCGUGGCCGAGCUAGCUUCUAAAGACAUCUAAAAUGAGUCAGUGAAGUGAUGACCUGCAUUGGCGGUUUGAUGCCUCCUUGAACAUCAGUGGCUUGUACAGAAACAUCCCUGUGAAAUGUGUUGGAAAGAACUGGAUGAACAAUAGGAAUGGAAGGCCAAGGAAUCAAAGUUGGUAAAGGGGAGUACUCACUGAGUCAGCGUGACAGCCUCAACCAUGAGGGAACCAAAACAACGAAGCAAAAAAAAAAAAAAAUGUGUUUUGAGAAGCAGAAUUUGUACUUAGGUAGAGGCGCCUACCUCUUCACAUUCUGUUUAGUUUCAUGUGUUGAUAAGACCCUUUGUAAGGUGUGUGUGUGUGUGUGUGUGUACCACUGGAGUCUUUUUAAGACUCCAUAUAUAUAUGCAAGAUAAGAUAACAUCUUCUUAGGGACAUUGUUGGUUAGAUACUAACUUUCCAAAAUCUAAUGGAAAUGCGUAACACAUCCCUCUCCCUCCCCCACCCCCACCUCGUAUCUUAGAAAAGGUAUUCAUGGAGUGUGGAUUGGGCAGAGGUCACUGAAAAUUUUAUGUGCUGCAAGUGAUGUUCCUGAGAUUGACUUCAUAUCCCUCUUAAGAGUUUAUUCAGGGCGUUGUGUGUAUGAAGUGUAUUAUGGGUCAAGUAGCUGAAAUAUGCUUUCAGAUCAAAAUAAACUGUCUCGGAUUCAACAUAUAAGCAGAUUUUCCAGUUAACAAAGGUGGGACUUACAAAGAACUCUGUGAAUGGGCCAUGUAUAAAACUUAUCAGUUCAGAAGUUGCCUCAGUUUGAAGAAUUUGUCUACCCCUGUAUACAGAAGACAUUCCAACUUCAUCGCAUCUUCUCCUUCUCAAACAUCAGUUUUGUGGUUCAUUCUCAAAAGAAGAACCUAUGAAAUCAUAGAACUCCGCUUCAAAUGUGUUCUAAAUUUGUAUUAGAUCCCAAACAAUAGUGGCUGUGGUCAAGAAGAUAGAACAGGAUACUUUAAGCUGUUUCUCAUUGGGAAAAUUGAAAUGGGUUUGAGAUUAAAUUUUUUAUUGAAAAGAGAUCAAGGAUUGUCCUACUUUUGUGGGAUUAUUUUGUUUUACCUUUGGAUCUGGGAAUGCUUUGGGGCAGGGAAUCUUAGAUUUUAGAAGGCGUGAGAUUGUACUUUGUAAAUCGGCCAUCUCCGAGGUCAGAAUGUGUGGUGAUGGGUUCGGAAGUGUGCAUUUUCCACAGGUUCCCUAGCUAGUGCUGCUAUAUUCUCCUACUUCAGAGUCUCCUAAUCUUGGGGCAAUGCUAAUCCUCUAAUUUUAGAGGUUUUUGUUGUUUUGUCUGAAUGUUUUGGGGGUUUCCUCCCCUUCGUCUGUUUUCUAUUUCAUUAGCAACCUUUCCCCUCGAUCUCACAAAAACCCGACUCCAGAUGCAAGGAGAAGCUGCCUUAGCUAGGCUGGGAGAUGGUGCGGUGGGAUCCACCCCUUACAGGGGCAUGGUGCGCACAGCCCUGGGAAUUGUCCAGGAAGAAGGCUUCCUAAAGUUGUGGCAAGGAGUGACACCCGCCAUUUACAGACACGUAGUGUACUCUGGAGGUCGGAUGGUCACCUAUGAACAUCUCCGGGAAGUUGUAUUUGGCAAAAGUGAAGAUAAACAUUAUCCCCUCUGGAAGUCGGUCAUUGGAGGGAUGAUGGCUGGUGUCAUCGGACAGUUUUUAGCCAACCCCACUGACCUUGUGAAGGUCCAGAUGCAAAUGGAAGGGAAACGUAGACUGGAAGGGAAACCUUUGAGAUUCCGUGGAGUACAUCAUGCGUUUGCAAAAAUCUUAGCUGAAGGAGGAAUCCGUGGGCUCUGGGCAGGCUGGAUACCCAAUAUUCAGAGAGCAGCACUUGUGAACAUGGGAGAUUUAACCACUUACGACACAGUGAAACAUUACCUGGUAUUGAACACGCCACUUGAAGACAAUAUCUCCACUCACGGCUUAUCCAGUUUGUGCUCUGGACUUGUGGCUUCUAUUCUGGGAACACCAGCUGAUGUCAUCAAAAGCCGAAUAAUGAACCAGCCUCGAGACAAACAAGGAAGAGGACUUUUGUAUAAGUCAUCAACUGACUGCUUGAUCCAGGCUGUUCAAGGGGAAGGCUUCCUGAGCCUGUACAAAGGCUUUCUACCCUCGUGGCUGAGAAUGGUAAAGAUAGGGAAGCUCUGUUUCUUCCUUUCCUUUUGUUUUCUUUGUAUUUCAAUUACUUGUACUUUGCAGAUAUUUUUCAUUUUCUCCACUGAUGUUUGGCAUGGCCUUGCCUGCACAAGAGGCCCGUUCAUCCUUCCCUUUUUAAGUGUUUAUUAUAGGAUUGUUGGUUUUUGUUUUUUUUUUUUUUCUGUUACUGUUUCUUUAGCAUCAUGUUUCCUUUCUUGACAGAGUAAGGCUAAGUGACCCUGUCACUUUUAUUAAUAAACAGGUUGAUAAUGCAUUACAUAUGUACAUAAAGACAGAUUUUGUUUUAAGCGAUAUGAAGCCUUUAGUAGUUUUAGCUAAAACAACCUAGGUCGGGAUGAAUAUAUCAAGAUUUCAGAAUGUCUCGGGAAUGAUGCUGCUUUAGAACUUGUUUUGAUGACAAAGUUAUACAGGUGUGAUUACCACAGAGACCCUGCUAUAAAAGAGUGCCAGGCCCCACUGUGCUUCUGCCAUUUACUCCAGGGUACUAGACAGAGUUAGCGAUGCAGUAGCUGGCAUUCACAGCACGGGUCUUUUGUAAGUACUUAUACUUGAAAAUGUAGAUGAGUUAUGGGGAUAGACAAUCAAAAAUCAACGUGAUACAAUACACACACACACUUGAGUGCAUGCCCAAUUGAAUAGACCUAACUUUGGGUAAGAAACUAUGAAUGGUGGCUGUCACAAGAAGACUUUGUAGUGCUUUGGAGAUACACAGUGUUAGAUACAGCCUACACUGGGUAAUUUCGAAGGCCUCUCCCUAGGAUAGACUUGAAGACUGAAUAAGGCUCGGCCAAGCAAAAUGGUGAGAAAACGUUCUCUGGAGAUAGGUGGAGAGUACUGAGAGCCCAAGGCAGGGGAGUGCAGGAAACACAACUGGCCAUUGGGCAGAGAACAGGGCAAAAGGUGAGACAGAGAGGCAGAAAGCAGACAGGCAGGGUGAACGGUGCAUACUGGGGUGUGCUGUGGCUUGGCCAGUUCUGCACUUCUAGAUCAUUCUGUCUUUCCUGUGCUAAGAACAAGGUCUGGAGUGAUCAAUGGAACAUAAUGGUGGUGCAGAGGGCAAUCUGGCAGUGAGGGAAGAUGAUACCUUUUCAUAGGUGUCUGGGCCAUAGAAGCUCAUUAGGGUAGCUGAAUGACCAGAGAAGAUAAGAAGAAAAACCAGGACCUGGGCAAUUGGUGCUGCCAGGAGCCUGUACAGGUCAUCGGGGCAUCAUUUGCAGGGCAACAAAAUGUAGAGUCAAUAAAUACAAUUUUUAAUACAGAAUGUUUGGGGUACCUAUAGGACAUCUGAAUAGAUAAAUAUACAGAAGACUGUCUUAAUGUCAGAAUUAGAUCAAUAUAGGAAUCUAAUGUAGGGGAAGUAGGGAAUGGAGAUGCAGGGCAUAUGAGAACAUACAGAUGGGACAGUAGAUGGCUAUUGAUAAGAACAUUAACAGCAAGAGCUCAUAGCAACGCCUGAUACAAGGUGUGUCAGUCAACCUGUUACUGUAACCAAAUACCCAACAUUGGACAAAACAAUCUGAAAAAAGACAGAAGGGUUUAUUUGAUCUCCUGGUUUCAGAGGUUUCAGUCUGUAGUCAGCUGAUUCCAUUACUUUCGUAGACUGGUGGGGCAGAACAUCUUGGCAGGAGCAGAGACAGGAAGGGGCCAGAGACAGGUGCACCCUUCAAAGACUUCCCACACACACCCUGUCCAGGAAGUAGAGAGAUCUUUUCAGGAAGGAGCCAGGGACAGAUGCACCCUGCAAAGACUCCUCCCACUCACCCUGUCGGGGUGAAGGAGAUGGAUUAGGAAAUAAAGUAUCAUCAAGCAGGCAUCAUCAUGGUGUGUGUUACUGUCCUGUUGAUUGCUGCAACGUAUGAUUGAAUCCAGACAUUUGAUUCAUAAAAACCUUUGGGUACCCAGAUGGCUUCACUGGAACUUAUAGUUAUACCUUGUUUAUCCACACCACACCACACAUUUGAUAAAUUAUGCAGGUACCUGGUGCCUCCAGGCCAGCCUGUUCUUCAGAAGGACAAGCCCGAUGUGGGCCCAAGUCAGUACUGGAAAGUCUUUUGCUAAGCAUCUCAGCCAGAGGAGCUUUUCUGAAAACUUAAGGUUUAAGAUUAUCAUGCCAAGAAGGCUUUUGAAUAGCCAGCUCUGCAGAAACCAACAUGAAAAAGGCCUACGGUGGGCUCGAGACAAACCUAAGGCAGCAACAUGGGACCAGACACACUUGGAUUAUUUACAGCAGCCCCAAAUGUGCUGGUGGCAAACUCAGUAAGCACAGACUGCAUGCUCACUGACAGGGUACAGAGGCUCAGUCAGUCCUACCCAUUACCUCUCCAUAGUCUGGCUAAAUGCUCUCUCUCUCUCUCUCUCUCUCUCUCUCUCUCUCUCUCUCUCUCUCUCUCUCUCUCUCUCUCUCUCUCUAAUUUAAACCCACUAAGCCCCACCAUACUCCCCAUCACUAAGAAAGUCCCACAACAGGAGUCAUAGAGUUGCUUCACCCAGCCCCUGUGGUUUUGAGCCUGUAAUGACACAAUCAUAUGAAGACACCAUUUGAACUGGUCGCAGGGUCCUUCUUACACAGGAGCCCAGCUCCGUGGUCUCUCUUGCAGUUGCCUCCUUGACUGAUCCAUUCUGAUGACAUGGGAUGUGGCACGUUCACAGCUUUGUGCUUGUUAUCUCAGCUAUGUGUGUGCACAUCAGUUAACCUCUAUGUACGUAGUGCGUUCUUAGUCUGCCGAUGAGACAUGGUCAGUAUUUCCCAGCUCGGGCAUUCACAUUCUUUUACAAACACAGUUAGAAGAUUCAGUUUAGAUUCAACCUAGUUAAGCUGACCUCUCUGCUCUAGAAUGGUAACUCUCUCUAGUCACUGAUCAGAACCAAACUAGAGAGGGGUUCAGUCCAAGCACUCUCUGGUAAUCCCUACUUCCUAGGGUUCCUGACUCCUUCCAGACCACAUCCUUCGUAGUUCCUGUGGGUAGAUCAAGCCGUUCUGAGGGGGCGACUCCUUUUUCUCUCCCACAUAAAUUUGUUUAUGCAGAUUACAAGGCAUCUAGGACUGAGAUUUUUAUGACCCAGCCCUUAAAGACUUAUCUGUAUCUUCCUCACAUCUUAAGGAUCUAAUUAGACAGCAGCUUAGUACAGAAGUCAAGGCAUCCCAGGCUGGAGCUUUUUAGCAGAAUGGUCAGUGUGGUCUAGUUCCACACUAUGUCAGUGGGCAGCAGACUAAGGCCCAGCAUCCUCCUCGGUAAAAUGGAGAUAAGAUCUGUUUGUUUUGUUUUUUUUUUUUCUAUUGCAAGUUGUUCUUACGGAAAUCUGUGGUCAAUAUGACAGGAAAAUGCUUUGUAAGUUUCAAGGCGAUUUACAAAGGUAAACUAUUAAGAUAUUUGUGGGGCAUUUGUUUUGUUUUGUUUUUACAAGUGGAUUGAAAAUGACUGUCACUCAAAGAUGCAUAUGUAGAACAUUUAUAACUGCUUUGAAAUGUGCACUAACCUCUUUGGUUAAUCUUUCAGACCCCUUGGUCAAUGGUGUUCUGGCUCACUUAUGAAAAAAUCAGAGAGAUGAGUGGGGUCAGUCCAUUCUAAGCCCUUAAGCUAGAGUGCUCA